Vitrella brassicaformis is the source of this 800-nucleotide messenger RNA. Lineage: Eukaryota; Vitrellaceae. The record is from the annotation of a GenBank genome assembly.
CGACAGAGCUCAGGCUGGCGCAGCUUCGAGAGAUGGACUCUCACCUGGCUCAUCCGCCCUACGAUGGCCGUCCGCAGCGUCUUGUCGCCUGGUGGAAUGUGCUCCAUCCCGACUUCCCGCCCAUGACGUUCAACGCCGCCCAGGAACUGACCGGCGUCAUUGCACAGCUGAGUACCUCGCUCAGCGUUGCCUCAGAACAGGGAGAGAGCAGGAGGAGGGUGGUUCGCUUCAACUACUUCAUUCCAGCCCUUGCCGAACUGCUCAUACGUCGCCCACACAGGGCCCUUCACCUUCUCUGGGGGAAGAAAGCCAUUGUCAACUACGGCUUUGUGGUGCGCGACGCCAAUGACACUAUCCUGUGGCCGCCUUCAUCUGCGUGGCUGCCUGUUUCUGUCCAUUCCGCAGGCUUGUGACGUCCCCCUUCGGAUCACCGACGAGCUCCGGGAAAUUCUCUCGGCCGGUCUCAAGACUGCCGAUAUGAUGUACGUCGGCACGUCCCACAGCAGCGUAAAGGGGGCGGGUCCGCCACCCGAGAACCGGUACGAGCCAGAAUUGAUCCCUCACACCCUCUCUGCUCUCUGUCGACCUGUGUUUUGAAUGUAUGUAGCAUGACUGAGUAUUUGGAUGAGGCCAUUCAGUUCGCCAACGACGUCUUGCACACCGAGAUCAGCCUGGCGACCAAGUGGAGGGACGCACGGCCGCUGGCCUGGCUGCUGUCUGCCAUCGAGUUUUAUAUCGACGACGUCCAGACACCGACCUCGAGGGACGCACCGAGGCGUGCCUCCGCGAGAGAGAGAUGA